AUGCUAGAAGAGUUUGAAUGGUAUCUUUAUUCUGAUGUAGAAGACAGCGUUUUAACUAUUUAUACAGAACCCUUAAAGCCAAGUAGAAAAUCCAAAACUCAAAAAUCAAACAACAAAGAAGCCAAAAUUCCUAAAGGAAGAGAAGAAAAAAUUAUCAACAAAAUUUCGAAAGUCUUAAAAAAAGCCAAAGAUAAUAAAACAGAAGAAGACUUUAUAAAUGAAAAUGGCUUUUCUUGUAUAUACUCCAGCUGCUUAGUUAAAUGCUUUGCAAUGAAUACUUUUAUUAAGCAUAUUAUCAAGCCACACCAAAUCCCAUGUGUGUGAAAAGACUGCAGCUUUAAAGGAAAAUGCUCUUGUGAGCUGCAAAAACACUUAGAAAAUCAUUGAAAUAAGUUUAAAGGGAUAGAACAGAAAGAGACUGAUAACUCUAAUGAUAAAACAAAAACGAUUGAGACAGUUUUAUCAUCUUCUAUUAAGUUUAAAAAAGAUAUUAAGGCGAAACCUGAACAUAAUUCAGUUAGACCUCUAAGCGAUUCCAUAAUUUUCAGAGCUAACUCAGUCUCAAAUAUUGCAACCCCUAUUCAAGACAAGCCCAAACUGAUUAACCCUCCAAAACCUGAGCCGAAAACUAUCUCAAAACCUCAGCCUAAAACUACCUCAAAACCUGACCUUAAAAUUAUAAACAAACCUGAGCUUAAAAUAGUCUCAAAAACCCCUCCAGUUGCAGCUAAAACAGCCACAAAACUUCCAGAACAUUCAAAACCACUGAAAAAAAUUAAAAUUGAAAAUGACUCGACGGAGUCAAAAACAGACUCAGACAGCAAAGAAAUUUUACCAAUUAAAAGAGGGGUCACUGCUAAAAAAACAGUCGUCCCUCCAGGGAAAAGAAUGAAGCGAUUUACAGCCUGUGGGGAAUCUCCAUAUGUAGAAGACUUAAUUAAAAAAGAGAUCCAAAUAGACUAUGAAGAAGAUGAAGACGAAAAAGACCAGACACCUUUUAUUAAAAAUCUUAUGGAAAGAAAAAAGGCUGCCCAAAAGUGGAACCCUUCAGAUGCAUUUGCUAGAGCUCUGGAAGCACAGAGGUUUUAA
Blepharisma stoltei is the source of this 1089-nucleotide messenger RNA. Lineage: Eukaryota; Ciliophora; Heterotrichea; Heterotrichida; Blepharismidae. The record is from the annotation of a GenBank genome assembly.